AUAACUGCAUUGACGCCAGGCCAGACAGUGCACCAAAGUGUAAAGAACAAUCUUCCCAGAUGAUCCCUGAUGAACCAUUGAAAUUUACACGGAAGUUUAUACGGAUGAGUGAUGUCAUUUGAUACUACACAUCGUCAAUUUUUUUUAGGCCCAAAAAACUGGAAAGGCAGAGCGUGGGUACGAGAAAUACCCCCUUUUGCGCAGGACGGGUUACAAGCUGGCUUUUAAGAUGAGUUUCGCAGUUAAAACAAUACUGUUUGCUUGGUAUUUGACGUACAAGGGGACGGUGGAGAGUGCCUCUGUUAACGCGACCUUGCCAUCAAGUACAGCAAUACUGAAUGGCACCAAGAUUGACUUUGUAUUAGAUGCAUUUGAUCCCCCUUCAUCAAAUAUAGCCUAUACUCUCCUGACAUUUGGAUAUGAAAAGACUGGCGCGCCAUUUGCCAGACUUUACAAUUAUAAUAAAAUGCGAUCAGUUUUUGAUCUUCACUCUUCAAUACCACCAGAAUUUGUUGGGAGGCUGACCACCUCUAUGGUUGGAGGUAAACAUAUCAUAUCAGUGUCUCCGAUAUUGUUCACAGAUGAAAAUUUAAAAUUUUAUUUUGAGCUGGACUAUUACACAGCUGCAGGUGUCGCAACCAAGAUUGACAGCCAGAAGUAUCAGCUGCAAAAUGUGUACUCAAUGCCGACAUUUAACGAUGCAGAAUCGAUGCAAGCUUCUACAACAUUAAUUGAAGGAAUUACCGGGACAAUACAAUGCGUCGUGAGCAGUCGACCUGUUUCAACUGUGACGUGGUCAUACAACAAUGCAACGAUCAAUGCAACUCAGUCAUCAACAACUUCAACUAGGGGCAGUAUCACUAAAGUGACGAGCGUGUUAAGGAUCAGCAAUCCAUCUUCGUCACUUGAUGGUGAAAAAGUCACUUGCUUUGCAUCACAUCAGUUUUCUGCUGCUGUGAAUCGCACAACAACAAUCAAUGUUCAAUAUCGCCCAAAGAACACUUCGUUUUCCGUGGUACCAGCAAUGCCAAAACAAAACCAAAACAUAACACUGACAUGCAGUGCAAUUGGCAAACCAAGUGUCACAAAAUACAAAUUUUACGUCAACGAUACGUCUAUCGGAAAUUCAACCAGUGGGUCAUUGACUGUAAAUGCUAGUGACUGCACAAGGUAUAAUGGGAAUUACAAAUGUGUUCCUGAAAGUAGUAUAGGAGAUGGAGAAGUUAAGAGCCAGUCCGUUGUUGUGACAGAUGAUAUCAAAGCCAAUCCAAGAAAAUCUGCGCUAGUAGCCAAUGAAACACAAAAUAUUACGCUCACGUGUGAUGUGUCCGGGUGCCCUUUGCCAACCAAAAAAUGGCAGAAAAAUGGAAACCCUUUGAAUAGAUUUGGUAGCAUUUUGAAGUUGAGCAGUGUCAGUAAAUCAGACAGUGGGCAGUAUUCUUGUCACGCGGAAAAUGGAUACACCAAUGCUUCGACAGAAAUUCAAGUCACUGUUAAUUAUAAACCAGUGUCCACGACUUUCACAGCAUCGGUCGCCAAACCAACAGAAGGUUCAGCAGUCUCUUUCAAUUGCAGUUCAGAUUCCUACCCAGCGGCAACAUACAGGUUCUAUCGUGUCGAUAAUAUCGGGAAUGUGUUAGUCAGCAGCUCCGGUUCAGAGAACAGUGGGGUGUACACAAUAUCAAGUGUCAGUUACAGUGGUACAUACAAUGUCACUUACAAAUGUGUUCCAUACAAUCUUCUGGGAAAUGGUGUGGCUGCAAAUACCACAAUCGAAAUUCAGGUUCGACCUCGAAUUAUGGUAUCAGCAAUACCUAGUGCAGUGAAUGAGACACAAACUGCUGUUAUCCAAUGCAAGGUCUUAGCUGCCAACCCUGUUCCGUCUCUCGCCAUCACAAAUGCCAAUGGCCUUUCCAUUACCCACACAAACGGAAAUGUAACAUUAAGCAGUGUCACGGCUGAUCAAGCUGGAAUGUACACGUGCACAGCCAGCAACGGAAUUGGGCAACCAGUCAUUGGAAAUACCACAUUGACUGUCAAUCACAUACCAGACAAGAUCAACCUUACAUCUUCCAACAACAAACCUGUCAAUGGUUUGUCUGUCACGUUAACUUGCUCUGCUCGUGGAACCCCUAAACCUCAGUACAAGUUUUACAAUGGUCUCACCAAUUCAAUUGUCCAGGACUCUUCCAGUGGGACAUAUAUCGCAGGUCCUCUGAACUACGAAAUCGUAACAAAUUACAGCGCGAUUUUUCGUUGCAUACCUCAUAAUAUGAUGGGAAAUGGAGUUACAACUUCGAUAGCUCUUGAUAUUCAAGUGCCACCAAAGAUUUCUCUUUCAAUUACUCCGCAAACUGUCAAUGAAACUGGUAAUGCCAACAUUGCCUGUGUUGUUGUUGCUGCUAAUCCAACUCCAGUUAUAACGAUCUUAAAUCCGUUGAGCCAAACAGUAUCACACAAAAAUGGCGCCGCUGCUCUUACAAAAUUAUCUCGCAAUGAUGCCGGAAUUUAUUCGUGUAGUGCAAGCAACAGUGUGCCCGGGUCCCCGGUUACAAAGACUGCUGCUCUUUUCGUCAAUCAUGCUCCAGAUCAACCCAGGAUUACAGCAACAGCAACCAAGCCUGUCACUGGUUCAACAGUCACUUUGACCUGCUCUGCACGCGCCACCCCAGCAGCGCACUUCCGAUUCUUAUCUGGCAAUGGGACUGUGUUACAAGACGGUGCUAGUGCCAACUUUGUUAUAGCUUCAUUGAAUUACGUGGAUUUUACAAAUUACACCGCUACGUAUCGAUGCACAGCACAUAAUUCUUAUGGUAAAGCCCCUCGUCAAGAAAUCGUCCUUGAUAUCCAAGUCCCUCCUGUCAUCUCAUUUUCAAUAAACCCGAGCACAGUCAACGAAACUAACAAUGCAAAAAUGCUGUGCACUGUUACUGCUGCACACCCAGCACCAUCAAUCACUAUACAGAACCCAAAGGGACAAAAUUUAAGUCACACAGAUGGUUUGGUACAACUUGAUUUGAUCACUCGUGAACACGGUGGAACAUAUUCUUGCAUUGCUUCCAAUGGAGUUGUUGGUUCACCUGUGACGCGGACAGCAAUCCUCACUGUAAACCACCGACCAGACAAUGUCAGUAUAUCAGCAUCAAGUCUUAAACCAGUAAAUGGUUCAUCUGUUACAUUCACGUGUUCUUCACGUGCCGGUCCGCCAGCGAAAUACAAGUUCUACAAAGUAACUGGAUCGACGGAGAUCCUUCUUCGGGACUCCACUUCGGCCGUGUACGAAAUCACAAACAUCAAUUAUGCAGAAUACAUUGGUUAUAAAGCAACUGUAAAAUGCAUCCCAUACAAUUUCUUUGGAGAUGGCCCUAGCAGGAAUGGAACUGUCGAUAUUCAAGUGAGCCCGCAGAUAAAUGUACCAUCCACUCUAAAUGUUAAUGAAGGUCAACGUGCCUCCUUAACUUGCUCUGUGACAGCAGCCAACCCCUCGCCUACAAUUACCUGGAAAUGGCCAGCAAAUAAUGUUUUAAGUAGCACCAAUGGAGUGCUUGUUAUGUCGUCUGUCAGGAGGGGGCAAAAUGGAACAUACACAUGUGAAGCUUCAAACGGUGUUGGAUCGACCGCUACGAAGACUGUUUCUCUCACUGUCUAUUAUGGACCUGAAUUCACGAGCCACAGCAAUAGCAUAACUACCUGUAGACCACGGACAGUAAUCGUUAGAUGCGUUGCAGAUGGCUUUCCUGUACCAACAGUUAGAAUAAUGUUUUCAAAUACUGAGAAGACAAGAGGACAUGGACAAGUUACUCAUAUAAUAACUGACUUCAGGGGCGAAAAUACCGGGGGGGUGUGGGGGGGUGUGACACCCCCCCAAUCCAAAAAAUAGUCGAUUUCGCAGGGC
Molecule: messenger RNA, 3895 nt
Organism: Rhopilema esculentum
Lineage: Eukaryota; Metazoa; Cnidaria; Scyphozoa; Rhizostomeae; Rhizostomatidae
Source: RefSeq, a predicted model, not a curated record